Messenger RNA from Tribolium madens (black flour beetle), 557 nucleotides. RefSeq names its product 60S ribosomal protein L27a (gene RpL27A). The transcript is spliced from 5 exons. NCBI's taxonomy places the organism in Eukaryota, Metazoa, Arthropoda, Insecta, Coleoptera, Tenebrionidae. The record is from RefSeq and is a predicted model, not a curated record. Gene Ontology annotation, cellular component: cytosolic large ribosomal subunit; ribosome. Gene Ontology annotation, molecular function: structural constituent of ribosome. Gene Ontology annotation, biological process: translation. Bases 82 to 528 code for a protein of 148 amino acids.
UUAUGAAAGAAUAUUAGUGACUACUGACAAUUGUUGGCAAUCCUGCUCCUACCUUUCUAAAGUUGACAAUUUCUUUUCAACAUGUCGACCCAUAAGAAGAAAACGAGGAAGUUGAGGGGCCACGUGAGCCAUGGACACGGUCGUAUUGGUAAGCACCGUAAGCACCCUGGAGGUCGCGGUAAUGCCGGUGGUAUGCAUCACCAUAGGAUCAAUUUUGAUAAGUACCAUCCAGGAUACUUUGGAAAGUUGGGUAUGAGAAAUUAUCAUUUGAGACGUAACACCAAAUGGUCUCCUUCUAUCAAUUUGGACAAAUUGUGGACUCUUGUUAGUGAGCAGACAAGAUUGAAAUACAAAGACCAUCCUGAAGGAAAAGCUCCAGUUAUUGACAUUGUCAAGGCUGGCUAUUACAAAUUGUUGGGUAAAGGGCGCCUUCCUAAACAACCUGUCAUCGUUAAAGCUAAAUUCUUCUCUAAAUCAGCAGAAGAAAAAAUCAAAGCUGUUGGAGGAGCGUGCGUUUUAUCGGCUUAAUUUGUAACAAAAAUACAUUUUAUAAGUUA